Messenger RNA from Penicillium longicatenatum, 1050 nucleotides. RefSeq names its product telomere length and silencing 1 family protein. Bases 1 to 1050 code for a protein of 349 amino acids. Gene Ontology annotation, biological process: mRNA splicing, via spliceosome. The transcript is spliced from 2 exons. The record is from RefSeq and is a predicted model, not a curated record. Gene Ontology annotation, cellular component: spliceosomal complex. NCBI's taxonomy places the organism in Eukaryota, Fungi, Ascomycota, Eurotiomycetes, Eurotiales, Aspergillaceae.
AUGGAUACUGAAGCUGACGCCGCGCCUGAGCUACUAUUUCGCCCUGCAAAGCGACGCAAAUUCAUUCCACGCCGCAUUAAUGACACGAACCCCAGCGCCGCUAGCGAAGCCGCCACUCCCAGCAGAAAUGACAACCAAACUCCUGAAGCCCUGUCCACAGGGGACGAAGAUCAGACCGCAGAGCCUACAAAUGUCGUUCGUUUACGGCGCCCGCAGCAAUCUCGAAAAGGAGGCAUAGGGUUCUCCACCACUUCGCGAUCCAAGGACGGCAAUCGACAGACGGCGUUGGCAUCUGCAGAUGAAAUGGAGACGGACAGAAUUCAGGCAAUGUGUGAUCGGUUUACCACAUAUACUGGGCAGUCAGAGGAUGUGGACAAGCACAUGUAUGAAGCCUUACUUUGCGUGACGCAGCCCGUUCAAAUCCAGACUAACAAGAUAAGGAUGGCCUUUAUAGAUUCCGAGAUGGCUAAGCGAUCCCAACGCAGCCCACUACCAGACAAUUCCGAAGCCUAUCAAUCGGCUGAUACACAGAAUGCUAGCGAACUGUCAAUACAUGAACAGCAGCGGGCGCCCGCCUCGCUGGGCAAGCUACAUGAAAUCGACCUUGGCCAGGAGACAACAAUGCAGAAUAUUGCGCGCACCGAAGCUGCCCGGAAACGAUUGGCUGGUGACGAAGACUCUUCCAAUCCCGGCGAGUCUGAACCCCAGGCCGGCCGUUCUGGCCCUCAAAAACCAUGGCGCAACCGCAAGCGACGCACCAGCGCUGACAUCGAACGCGACCGCCUUGUGGACGAGGUCAUGCGUGAAAGCCGACUGGAUAUCUAUGAUGAACCGGAGGAAGAAGUGCUACCGGAUGAUCAAGCGGCGGAUGACCGCAUUGCCGAAAAGUUCCGUCAAGACUUCAUGGAUGCCAUUCAAUCCCGGCGACGGGUUCGGACAACCCGCCCCACAGCUGAGAAGACAGAAGCUCCCAAGGGACCUAAGUUGGGUGGAAGCCGCAGUGCAAGAGCUGCGAUGCGAGAGAUGCAGAGCAAGACCGGGCAGAAAUGA